This is a messenger RNA of Effrenium voratum, 785 nucleotides long. The record is from the annotation of a GenBank genome assembly. Lineage: Eukaryota; Dinophyceae; Suessiales; Symbiodiniaceae.
CAAGAGUUGGCAGACACCCUGAAGCCCGUCGGAGCUAUGGCUAGCAUGUCUCCAGACGAGGAAGAGGCAGUGGCUGCACAGAUGGCGGCUGAGAGCUCUGUGAAGCUCCCACAGUCUGAAGCCAUCAUGGAGGCGAUCAUUCGGUCUUCCAAGCCACUGCCCAUAGGACCCACGGAGGAAGCUGAGCUUUGCGACUGGAAGCGGCUUGACAGGAUUCUGCUGAAAUUUUCCGAUCCUCUUGUGCCAUGGCUGCGAUGCCGUUGGCUGUUCUUCGUGUCUCUGGAGCUGGGCUUCGGCCUGCGGAUUUACGCCUUGGAGCGCCACUUCUUUGCGGUCUACAUCCUGGCCAUCUACUUCUUGAACCAGGUGCUGCUGUUUUUGUCGCCAGCCACGGAGGAUGACCACCUCCCUGCCCGCACGCACAGCAGCGAGUACCGGCCCUUUGUCCGCGCCCUGUCAGAGUUUCGCCUUUGGUGUCGAGGAACCUUGGCUACAGUGGCGGCACUGGUUGUCACAUGUUUCGACGACCUGGACCUAGACGUGGACGGGCAAGCUCUCCUGGUCUACUUUGUGCUUUUGUUCAUUUACACCAUGAAGCAGCAGAUCAUGCACAUGAUCCAGUACGGCUAUGUGCCGUGGAACAAGUCCAAGAAAAGGGCUCAGAAGGAGGAGUCAAUGGACGUUUGACACCGGACGCAAAACAUGCAGAUGUGCUGUGCUGCGAACUAGGAGGGAGUGUGAUGGCAUCUUGGGGGCUGACCUUCAAAACAGGGGAGAGAGUGAGA